AUGUCGUCGCGUGGCGGUGGAGGCGGCCGGCGCGGAGGCCGGGGCGAACAGGGAGGGGGCCGUGGAGGCGCCGGCGCCGGCCGAGGGCGCGGCCGUGAGGGCGCCGCGGACCUCGGUGCCCACCCUAUCGGCGCCUCGCGCGGAGGGGGUGGCGGCCGCGGCGAUCGCGGCGGUGCCGCGGCGCCAGGCCCCGCCCAGAGAGGGGGCCACUUCCAGCCCCCGCAUCCGGCAGCCGGGGCCGGGAGAGGUGGCGGCUACCCUGGCGUGGCUCAGGGGCGCGGGCAGCAGGUAUCGGCGCCGGCGCCGACGCCUGCGGAGGUUGAGGCCCUGAGGCGCCAGGUGGAGAGGAAGGCUGUGGUGGCAUCGGCACCGGCGGCGGGGCUCCGCGAGGGCCCGUCGUCGGCCCCAGCGCAGAGGCAGGCUCCGGCGCUGGGUCUGGCGGCUCCUGCGGCCGCGCCACGACCGCAGAUAUUUAAAUAG
Molecule: messenger RNA, 480 nt
Organism: Panicum virgatum (switchgrass)
Lineage: Eukaryota; Viridiplantae; Streptophyta; Magnoliopsida; Poales; Poaceae
Product: glycine-rich cell wall structural protein 1.0-like
Exons: 1
Coding region: 1-480 (159 amino acids)
Source: RefSeq, a predicted model, not a curated record